Paramisgurnus dabryanus is the source of this 1226-nucleotide messenger RNA. RefSeq lists its product as uncharacterized. The record is from RefSeq and is a predicted model, not a curated record. NCBI's taxonomy places the organism in Eukaryota, Metazoa, Chordata, Actinopteri, Cypriniformes, Cobitidae.
CUGCUGCAUUGUUUCAUAGUUAACAGUCAGAGAACAGACUGAAGAAUCACUACAGCAGUGGAGCAGUGAAGGAAGCAUUGCCCAAGAAGCUAAAAACAGUUCAGCAUCUUUUACCUUUCAAUUUUCCACCAUCCAGACUGACGAUAUCCUUGUUGCUGAAACUCUACAUAACUGCUGAAUUUCUUCUGCUUGGCAAUGGACAAAAUAAUUAAAUAUUUUGAUGAGGCAUCUCUCGACCUGGACUGUCUCCUUUCAGUGAAAGUUCAAUUACAUAAACAGGGAUUGCUGGACUCACAACUGAAGACCAACCUUCAGUUCUCCAUCCAAGCCAUUGAGCCCUUUCCUGCAUCCAAGCGGUAUAAUGCCUGUCUAAUGGUGGAGGGAGACGAUUUUCUAGUAAAGAUCACUGCAGGGACUCCAGUCCUCUAUUAUACAGUCCAUACAGGUCCAAACGGGCCACAGCUUCAUCAAAGAGUCCAGACAGAGUCUAGACUCACAACCGCUAGCCUGUCAGAGAGCCACUUUGCCGGGCAUCAAUGUCGUGAUGAGAUUGAGAGCUGCAUGGAGCAAGCCAGAAAAGCUCUGAGCCGAAAGACAGAAAAAAAAUCAUCACAUCUGGAUAAGAUGGAAAUAAAGAUAACCUGUGGAGAGUUUCACCUCACCUACAGUACCCAUGAGCCGCAGCAAACCCUCUAUAUCCAACCACGCCGCAGAGUCUCCCUUGGAAAAACAAUGUCUGUGGAGAAGAUCCUGGAGACAAAGACAUAUCUGGAGAAAAGUGGAGAGAUGGGGAAAAGCCUACUGACCUGUUUCCAGCAUGUGCUGCAGAUAUCUGAUAGCUACUGGAAAGACAACCAUCGAAUUAUGCUUCAGGGUGAUGGGCAGGUAUUAGAGUUUGUCAUUGGCAAACUAAACAAACAUGCAACCCAGGAUUUUUUCUAUACUGAUGCUCAGAACAACGUUCAAAAGAAACAGAUCGUAGAAAGAAUGUGGACUGAGUACUUAUAUGAUUAGAAAUAAAGAAAUGUGCUUCUGCUUAUCUAUUACUUCAUGAAUCAGUAGAUAAUACUUAAGUAAACAUGCUAAUGUAGACUGAAGAAAUUACAAGAAAUUACAAGUGUGGUCAUUACUGCAAGGGUAGAUGUUGUAUAUCAUUAUUGUGGCUUGUUCCUUUUAUUAUUGCCUAUUUUUGACCAAAAUCAGAAAUAAAGUUGUGUUGAAACUGG